Messenger RNA from Protopterus annectens (West African lungfish), 679 nucleotides. Its product is annotated as small nuclear ribonucleoprotein E-like. The transcript has 4 exons. The coding region runs from base 1 to 390 and encodes 129 amino acids. Gene Ontology annotation, cellular component: U1 snRNP; U2 snRNP; U4 snRNP. Gene Ontology annotation, molecular function: RNA binding. Gene Ontology annotation, biological process: mRNA splicing, via spliceosome; spliceosomal snRNP assembly. The record is from RefSeq and is a predicted model, not a curated record. Lineage: Eukaryota; Metazoa; Chordata; Ceratodontiformes; Protopteridae.
AUGUAUUGCAUCUCCCGAAUUGAGGAGAAACCAGUGGAGCAGGAAACAUCUGAUCAUUUGCCAUUUGAAGCCUUCCGUAGGAAACCAGUACAAAUGUUUUUAGUUGGAGUUGCACAGCAAACUAAUUCUGGCUUCAGAAUUACCAGAAAGCUACAUAUUCACUCAUGUUUUUUUUUUUUUCCUCCUCUGCAGAGGUCAAGAAUCCAGGUCUGGCUGUAUGAACAAGUGAACAUGAGGAUAGAAGGCUGCAUUAUUGGAUUUGAUGAAUACAUGAACUUGGUUUUGGAUGAUGCUGAAGAAAUCCACAUGAAAUCAAAAGCAAGAAAGCCCCUGGGUCGUAUUAUGCUGAAGGGUGACAACAUCACGUUACUACAGAGUGUUUCAGGAUAGAACUUAACCCAGAUGACAUUUGGUCAUUUUAUAUACAUGUUUCUUUGAUUGUAAUUUGUUUAGAAUUUUUAUAAAUGUUUUGUGAAAUGCCUUACAGAAACUUCCUGUUCUCCAAGUUGAGUUGACCAAGGUUUUCUACAGUAUAGAAACUUCCGAAGAGUACUGUACUAUACGUUCCCUUCUCCAAGCUGAAAUCUACUAUUUCAUUUUGUAUUUAAGUGGUUCACUUUCUAACUGUAGCAUGUGUUGGGUUUGACGCAGAAUAAAUGUGAAGCUUUCUGUAACUACA